Molecule: messenger RNA, 1713 nt
Organism: Closterium sp. Naga37s-1
Lineage: Eukaryota; Viridiplantae; Streptophyta; Zygnematophyceae; Desmidiales; Closteriaceae
Source: the annotation of a GenBank genome assembly
AUGUGGAAAGUAGGAGAGACUGUUGCUGUAGGGGUAGGCGGAGGCUCGGCUCUGCUGUCAAACGUCGCUCCGGACGCGUCCAGAGGCGCUAAGAAAAUAUCUGCCGGAGCGAGGUCAACUAGUCCGACCUCCACGUCACUUAGGCGAAGGCCGCAUCACCGCCAGAGACAUUCCCAGUCAAGCUCCUCGUCAGUCGCCGCUUCGUUCCGUACCCCAGCCGGCGAUUGGCAAGGAGCAGCACCCAGCACAACAAAGUGGCGUUGUCGGGCGGCCGUUCCGCACCAAGCCGCUGGUUCCAGAAACCGAGGUUCAGCUGAGGAUGAGUCGGACAUAGACGGGCUUGCAGAAGAGAGCGCUGUCCUGCGAAUCACGAACCACCACGUGGAUAUGGACCUAUCAGCAGACGACACAGCAUCAGGCGACAGCGUGCGAGCAGUCGCAUGGUCCGACGACAGCGGGUUACACGUAGUCGAAGCAGAAGAGACGAGCGAGAUUAAAAGCAACGGUAGAGGGGUUGAACGGGCUGUGAACGGCAAUGCCCUAGGGAGAGGUAUCGAAGGGCAGAAAAUAGUGGCGAAGGAAGAGGAGGGGAUGGGGGGAGGAGAGGAGGAGCUAGCUGUGAUGAACGAACUCCCUAUACCGAUAAUAUCUUCCACAGAAGAACCCAAACGGCCGUACGAGUUCAAGAUCCUCAAGGAGGAGCUGAAGUUCUCACGAUACCUGAAUGUCUUCAACCGGGUGGUCGAGCAUCCCCCCCAGCCUCUCCCCAACGGCCAGACCCUCCCAGCCAGCAUGACCCGACCAGCAUCCGACGAACAGCCGGUCGGCGGCGAUUGUCUGCUAGCGGAGGAAUUCGGGGUGACAGAGGAUCGACCAGCGAACAGUAGCGGGCACUCGGGCGGGUGGAUAGGGUACGGGCUGGAGCUGGGGCAGGUACAGGGUACGCAGGGGGAGCAGCGGGUGGAGAUAUGGCCGCAGCAGGUGGUGGAGUAUGAUGUGGUGGCGGCUACAACCAAGUCGUGCCACUUCGUGUGCGUGCUGCCCUUCCAUUCAAAGACCAAGACGGUUACUCUUUUGAAGGAAUAUGCACAGGGAGCGAACGCACUGGUGUACACGGUGCCGUGUGGCGGCUACACGGACAACCACACGUCCCUUGAAGACUGCGCACGCAGAGAGCUGUCUGAAGAGGCGAAGCUGUGUGGAGGGCAGCUCAUCAAGCUUGUGGGGGACGACCACCCCGGCCUGCUCGAGGUCAAGUGGUGCAAGAACCGCUUCACUCCCUUCCUCGUCAUCGACCCUCAGGCGGCUUGGGGCGCUGCACGGAGUGAGUCGAUAGAGGUGGCCCGUGUGCCAGUGGGAGACCUGCACCCACUCGUCCCCUUGUAUCUCCCCACUCCAAUUCCCCUAUCCAUAGGAGGAUUCGGAUCCUCUUCCAAGGGAUAUAGAGGGGUUCAUAGAGGUGCACCGCGUGCCGGUGGGGGCCCUCCACCCACUCACUCCUUAUCUCUUCCGUGUCGCUUCCCCCAUUCCCCAUUCUCCGCUCCACAGGACGACUCCGACCCCCUCCCAAGGGAUUUAGAGGAGUUCAUAGAGGUGCACAGGGUGCCGGUGGGGGACCUGCAGGGCAUGGCGCUGAGUGGAGACAUGCUGCUGCCCUCCGUGGUCACCUGCACCAUGGCUCUGCAGUACCUCAAAGACAACGGCUGGCUGUAA